UAUUGCAUAGAGAUUGAUGGAAGCAGAAACCAAAACUCUUCCCCUGGAAAAUGCAUCUAUCCUUUCAGAGGGCUCCCUACAGGAAGGGCACCGGUUAUGGAUUGGCAACCUGGAUCCCAAAAUCACAGAAUACCACCUCCUCAAGCUCCUCCAGAAAUUUGGCAAAGUAAAGCAGUUUGACUUCCUCUUCCACAAAUCAGGUGCUUUAGAGGGGCAACCUCGGGGUUACUGUUUUGUUAACUUCGAAACUAAGCAGGAAGCAGAACAAGCCAUCCAGUGUCUCAAUGGCAAACUGGCUCUAUCCAAGAAACUGGUGGUACGAUGGGCUCACGCACAAGUCAAGAGAUAUGAUCAUAACAAAAAUGAUAAGAUCCUUCCAAUCAGUCUUGAACCCUCCUCAAGCACCGAGCCUACUCAGUCUAACCUAAGUGUCACUGCAAAGAUUAAAGCCAUUGAAGCAAAGCUGAAAAUGAUGGCAGAAAAUCCGGAUGCAGAGUAUCCAGCAGCACCUGUUUAUUCUUACUUUAAGCCAUCAGAUAAAAAAAGGACUACUCCUUAUUCUAGAACAGCUUGGAAAUCUCGAAGAUGAUAGUUGUCAAUUAUUGGAGCAGCAAGAACAAAUUGAUCUUCACACCUGAAAUCCUCUGCCUUUGUACUUUGUAGAUAUGAAUGGGAUCUCCAACAGAGCACAAUCAGUGUUACAGUUUGGUAACAGUAUUUUUUUUUAUGAAUGUUUCUUCUUUGAAGUAUGUGCAUAAUUGAGCGUCAUCCAGAAUAAAUAGGAUUAUAUCCAAAAUUGUGAUUUUAACACUGGGAUGCUUUAGUUGGCUGGUUUGUUUGGCUUUGUAACUCCAGAAACAUUGUACAGUAUGUAUGCCAGAGGGAAAAGAAACAAAAUGUUGUUAUUUGAAUCAGGAAACUGUUUAUUAAUAUCUUUCUUUAAAAAACAAAAGUAAGUCAUUUUUCU
Molecule: messenger RNA, 967 nt
Organism: Elephantulus edwardii (Cape elephant shrew)
Lineage: Eukaryota; Metazoa; Chordata; Mammalia; Macroscelidea; Macroscelididae
Gene: RBM18
Product: RNA binding motif protein 18
Exons: 5
Coding region: 17-589 (190 amino acids)
Molecular function (GO): RNA binding
Source: RefSeq, a predicted model, not a curated record